Messenger RNA from Puccinia triticina, 2892 nucleotides. RefSeq lists its product as uncharacterized. The record is from RefSeq and is a predicted model, not a curated record. Gene Ontology annotation, biological process: tRNA methylation; tRNA wobble uridine modification. Gene Ontology annotation, molecular function: flavin adenine dinucleotide binding. The transcript is spliced from 14 exons. Lineage: Eukaryota; Fungi; Basidiomycota; Pucciniomycetes; Pucciniales; Pucciniaceae. Bases 1 to 2892 code for a protein of 963 amino acids. Gene Ontology annotation, cellular component: cytosol.
AUGCAUCGUCCAAUCAGUCGCUCCUACUCUGACUCAGACGAUGAUCGCCCUUCCUCCUGGGAUUCAGCCACUUCUUUCGGAUCCCAGUAUCAGAACGGCAAAGAGCAUCAGCUGCCAUCCUCGUUGCGCAAGCUUCUCAACCCAGCCCCCCCGUCAUCACCCCCUUCGCCUGUUCAUUCUCCAAGUCCUGAUAUCCCACAAGCACCGCUCGCCAGAAUACGCUUGGCUAAACAAGAAAACCAAGAACAUGGCGACCUGAGUCGGUUAAGACCGUGGAAGCGGCUCCCAUCGCCUUGCUCUUUCGACCCACAACCACCCGUGGCGCUACCACCAAUCUACUUCUGCUUACCCUCGCCGCACACUACUGAUCCUUCAUUAAGAUCUUGUUCGCCAAUCAGCCCUAAAUUUAAUCCCUACUAUCUCCCAGUGCCCCGAUUGCAUCGAGAGCGAGUGGUUGAAGAUACCUGCCAGUUACCCGAUGCACCCGCUCGGCCACGCACGAAUCUACCAUCAUUCGCACCCCCAUGCUCUUUAGCAGAUGCCAAAAACAGAGAUACCAAAGCAAACAACAAAACAAAAGCUAAUUCGCCUUUCCUUGAUCCGACUUUUCAUCGACACGAGUGGCCUUCUGUUUCGAAAAAUUUCAACAACGCCCGGGAAAAGGAACGUAACCGUUGUCUAACAUGCGGUAGUUCAUUCUCAACUUUUGCCAAUCUCACUCGUCACGAGAAGAAGUGCCCCGUCGUUACUGCAGACCAGACUGUUUUCGGCACCACUCAUCAACGAGCCUACACCGCCCCAUUUAAAAUUUCCCUGCUGAUGGGAGUCAAACACGGCUCCGAUGCAAUGGUCCCGUGGCUCAAUCGACUAAUUACAUCUCGUCGACAUCAGCCUGCCAACUUGUCACCUCUUCGAACACCUGUCAAUCAUCGGCGCUUCUGUCGGAACAAUGCCUCAUUUGCACGCGAGCUCGAUGUCCGCCAACAAGACUUUGCGCGGUCAUCAGACCUUUCAAACAAGUGGGAUGUCAUCGUUCUGGGUGGUGGACAUGCUGGUGUUGAGGCUGCUUCGGCUGCCUCUCGGACAAAUUCUCGAACCUUGCUCGUGACUAGUAACUGGAACACAGUAGGAGAAAUGAGCUGUAACCCGAGUUUCGGUGGAAUCGGCAAAGGUACACUAAUUCGUGAAAUCGACGCGCUGGGUGGAGUCUGUGCACAAGCUUGUGAUGACGCCGGCAUUGUCUUCCAGAUGCUUAAUCGCUCCAAGGGACCAGCAGUUUACGGUCCCAGGGCCCAGAUGGAUCGAGGAUUAUACAAAGAAGCUAUUCAACGCCAAAUCAAAUCGCAUUCGAACCUUGAGGUCAAGGAAGGUACUGUGACCGAUCUGUUGCUGGAGGAUAAUCCGACUCAGAGCGGUGGCAUUACUUCCUCGCGUCGAGUAGUUGGUUUGAAACUUGAGACCGGAGAGAUACUGCAUUGUGCAGCAUUGGUGAUUGCAACGGGGACCUUCUUGGGAGGGGAGAUACAUCUCGGUCGGAAGACUUCAUCAUUCGGCAGGAUCGGAGAGUGCUCGUCAACUUCACUAUCAAACUCACUGAAAAAUUCAGGAUUCAAACUGGCUCGAAUGAAAACUGGCACGCCUCCACGAAUCUCCAAAUCGAGCAUAAAUUUUGAUAACUUGAUAGUUCAACUUGGAGACAUGCCACCAAAGCCUUUCUCCUUCAUCAAUCAAACCGUCAAACACGCCGAUCAACAGCUAUGCUGUUGGAAAACUCAUACUACCAAAGCCACCCAUCAAAUUGUCCAACAAAACUUGCAUCUCAGUUCGUACGUCCGAGAAGAGGUUCAGGGCCCGCGUUACUGCCCAUCACUUGAGGCCAAGGUCACGAGGUUCUCGCAUCGAGACUCUCAUAUGAUUUGGCUGGAACCUGAAGGGUUUCAUUCCGACUUGAUUUAUCCAAAUGGCAUUUCGACAACCAUGCCCGAGGACGCCCAGCUCAGAAUGAUGAGGACCAUUCCCGGCCUUGAAGAGGUGGAGAUGGUACAGUCUGGGUAUGGUGUUGAAUACGAUCACGUAGACCCGAGAGAAUUAAAGAAUACAUUGGAGACGAAAGCAAUCCAAGGAUUGUUUUUAGCCGGUCAGAUCAAUGGUACAACAGGAUACGAAGAAGCGGCUGCACAGGGAGUUCUUGCUGGGAUCAAUGCGGGUCUCAAAUGUCACGACGCCUUUCCCCUGAUCCUAACUCGUGCAGAUUCGUUUAUCGGCGUACUCGUUGAUGAUCUUACCACUAAAGGAGUCCAAGAACCUUAUCGGAUGUUUACGAGUCGAAGCGAAUUCAGAGUAGCAUUGAGGGUCGACAAUGCUGAUCUACGUCUGACUGAAAAAGCCCGGCGAUGUGGUGUGAUAGAUGACAGAAGAUGGAAAAUCUUCCAAGACACCAAAUCUAAAAUUGAUACGUUGGUUUCAGCGCUUCAAGAUGUUUCAUUGUCUCAGCAGGCUUGGGCCCGACACGGCAUCAAGGUUCGCGAAGACGCUGUUCAAAAAACGGCCUUCGAUGUCUUGAGGGUACAGGGCGUCAAUAUGGAAUUACUGAAGCCAAUUGUAGCAGAAGUAGAAGCCGUUGAGGAAGACACUUGGAGAAGGGUAGAAGUCGAGGCACUAUACCAACCAAUAAUCAAACGAUACGAGGAAAAUGUCAAACAGUUAAUAGAAGAUGAAAACAUGAUCCUACCGGUGUCGAUAAAUUAUUCCGAAUUAGAAUAUCUCAGUUCGGAAGCCAGACAGAAAUUAAACGAAGCCAGACCUUUGACAAUUGGUGUGGCCCAACGUUUGCAAGGUAUUGAUACUAGUGAAUUAAUCUUGUUGCGCAAGCACCUGAGGAAUUUGGUGUGA